UGAUAGCUCAAGAAGAUGCCUGACAGGAUGUCCUAUGACAAGUUGAAGAUUCUCUUUAUCAACAUCAUUGCCAUAUUGUAUAAGGCAACUGCAUUGAAUGUGCAUCGUUUACACUCGGAUUUGCGUGAGGUCAAAGUGGUGGUCGAUACAUGCAACCAGGAGAUUUGGACACCACAACUAUUCAUAUUUCUUAUCUCGGGAUUGCUGCUAAUGCGAUUUAUCAUGUGCUUUAUGGGUCUCGCCUCGAAUAUUGUUGCAAUCUAUCCAAUGCUGACCAACUCGCAACCUGAGCUGUUAAUGCCCUCCAUUAUUGUGCAGAUCCUUGACAAUGUUGCGUUGAACAUAUAUGAGAUUGUGCUGGGUUAUGCUUGUCUCAAGUAUCUACAUCCCGAUAGCUUUGCUGUCUUUGUCGUAUUCCUCAUCAAGAUGAUUAUCAAGACCAUCUGCUGUGUCUCGGCGCUCAACAUCUACGCUGAGAAGCAUCAUCAGCUGACCUCACAUACAGACUACACAGAUACUGCAGGUCAACUGGACAGCGACUUUAGUGAUGAAUUUAUAAUUGGCCAACAACAUUUUCGAUCAAUGGGAAAUUAAUAUAGACUGCAAGUAAAUUGUAAGUGAAUAGAAAAGAAUUUGACUCUUA
Messenger RNA from Drosophila innubila, 643 nucleotides. RefSeq lists its product as uncharacterized. Bases 16 to 594 code for a protein of 192 amino acids. The transcript is spliced from 3 exons. NCBI's taxonomy places the organism in Eukaryota, Metazoa, Arthropoda, Insecta, Diptera, Drosophilidae. The record is from RefSeq and is a predicted model, not a curated record.